CCGAGCGGGGAGGAAACUGGGCCGGAGGGCGCGGCGCAGUGCAUCUUGGGUCGGCGUAGCCAUGGCGGCUCGUGUCCUUUCCGCUUGUGUCCGCCGACUGCCCGCGGCCUUCGCGCCGCUGCCCCGGGUUCCCACGCUGGCCGCAGCCCGGCCGCUCAGCAUCACCCUGUGCCCCGCGGGGGCCCGGACGAGGCCUGGGGCUCCGCCGACAGCCUCGGCGCCUGCGCAGGUCCCGCUGACACAGCUGUGCCGCCAGUAUAGCGACGCACCUCCUCUGACGUUAGAGGGGAUCAAGGACCGUGUUCUUUAUGUGUUGAAACUUUAUGACAAGAUUGACCCAGAAAAGCUCUCAGUAAAUUCCCACUUUAUGAAAGACCUGGGCUUAGACAGUUUGGACCAAGUGGAAAUUAUCAUGGCCAUGGAGGAUGAAUUUGGGUUUGAAAUUCCUGAUACAGAUGCGGAGAAGUUAAUGUGUCCACAAGAAAUUGUAGAUUACAUUGCAGAUAAGAAGGAUGUAUAUGAAUAAAAUAUCAGACCCCCUUUUUUCACUGAGAGAAGAGUUGGAAGAUGCUGGCGAGUGUCUGGAAGUGAGAACGCGUUUUGGCAUUAUUGCUGCCUUUGACAGAGUAAUUCUGUUUAGACUUGUAUUUAAAUUGUCUGUUUUUUCCUUUGAAAAUAAAUCUAUAAAGCCAACAUUU
Mustela lutreola (European mink) is the source of this 698-nucleotide messenger RNA. RefSeq names its product NADH:ubiquinone oxidoreductase subunit AB1 (gene NDUFAB1). The transcript has 5 exons. Bases 62 to 526 code for a protein of 154 amino acids. Gene Ontology annotation, biological process: fatty acid biosynthetic process. Gene Ontology annotation, cellular component: mitochondrion. Gene Ontology annotation, molecular function: acyl carrier activity; acyl binding. The record is from RefSeq and is a predicted model, not a curated record. Lineage: Eukaryota; Metazoa; Chordata; Mammalia; Carnivora; Mustelidae.